This is a messenger RNA of Nycticebus coucang (slow loris), 1814 nucleotides long. It is a transcript of the gene BMP3, whose product is annotated as bone morphogenetic protein 3. The transcript has 3 exons. Gene Ontology annotation, molecular function: growth factor activity; cytokine activity. Gene Ontology annotation, biological process: osteoblast differentiation; SMAD protein signal transduction; BMP signaling pathway. NCBI's taxonomy places the organism in Eukaryota, Metazoa, Chordata, Mammalia, Primates, Lorisidae. Gene Ontology annotation, cellular component: extracellular region. The record is from RefSeq and is a predicted model, not a curated record. Bases 250 to 1680 code for a protein of 476 amino acids.
AGACCGUGCGCACAGUGCUCGCGGGUGAGGUCCGCGCCGCGGCGGGGAAGACCCACCUGCCAGUCUGCGCUCAGCGGGCGCGGAAAGGGCGGCUCGUCGCGACCCUGUACUGGCAGUGUCCCGGCUUCCGGCGCCCUCGCCCCAGCUGGAUUGAAGUUCAACCCUCGGUUCUGCCGCCGACCCUUUGCGCCUUAGGAGUGUUCCCUGGCUGCGUGGGGAGCCCACGACGCGCGCUGCCGGUACCUGGCCAUGGCUGGGGCGCGCGGGCUGCUCUGUCUGUGGCUGGGCUGCUUCUGCCUGAACCUUGUGCAGGGAGAAAGACUGAAGCAGCAUUUCCCGGGGCUCCGCAAAGCUGUGCCAGGUCACCGCGCGGCAGGUAGUAGCCCUAACCCGGAGCUGCAGCCGCGAGACCAGGUGGCGGAGCACAUGCUGCGGCUCUACGACAGGUACAGCGGCAGCGGCGGCGCGAGCCCGCGGGCGCGCACGCCGGGCUCCCUGGGGCGAGGCUCGCAGCCCUCGCGGCCCCCGGUCCUGCGCGAAGGCAACACGGUUCGCAGCUUCCGAGCCGGAGCAGCAGGGACCCUUGAAAGUAAGGGACUGCAUAUAUUUAAUCUGACUUCUGUGACUAAGUCUGAGAGCAUUCUGUCAGCCACACUGCAUUUCUAUAUUGGAGAGCUAGUAAACACCAGCCUGAGUUGUUCAUGGUCUCAAGGAUGCUCACAUCGUGGUCAGAGGAAACACCAUCAGAUAGAUCUCUCUGCAUGGAUCCUCAGAUCCACCAGAAACCAAAGUCAACUCCUAGGUCACCUGUCAGUUGACACAGCCCAACCUCAUGGAGAUAUCACAUCCUGGCUAUCUAAAGACAUCACUCAACUCUUAAGGAAGGCCAAGGAAAAUGAGGAGUUCCUCAUAGGAUUUAACAUUACUUCCAAAGGACACCAGCUGCCUGAGAGGAUGUUACCUUUCCCGGAGCCUUAUAUCUUGGUGUACGCCAAUGAUGCUGCCAUUUCUGAGCCAGAAAGUGUGGUCUCAAGCUUACAGGGACAUCAGAAUUUGCUUCCUGGAGCUGUGCCCAAACUGGAUAGCCACAUCAGAGCCACCCUUUCUAUUGAACGGAGGAAGAAGCGCUCUACUGGAGUAUUGCUGCCGCUGCAGAACAACGAGCUUCCUGGGGCUGAAUAUCAGUAUGAGAAAGAUGGGGUCUGGGAGGAGAGAAAGCCUUACAAGGCCCUGCAGACUCAGUCCCCUGAGAAGAGUAAAAACAAAAAGAAACAGAGAAAGGGGUCUCACCAGAAGACCCAGACACUCCAGUUUGAUGAACAGACUCUGAAGAAGGCGAGGAGAAAGCAGUGGAUUGAACCUCGUAAUUGUGCCAGGAGGUACCUUAAAGUCGACUUUGCAGAUAUUGGCUGGAGUGAAUGGAUUAUCUCGCCCAAGUCCUUCGAUGCCUAUUACUGCUCUGGAGCAUGCCAGUUCCCCAUGCCAAAGUCUUUGAAGCCAUCAAAUCAUGCUACCAUCCAGAGUAUAGUGAGAGCUGUGGGGGUCGUUCCUGGGAUUCCUGAACCUUGCUGUGUCCCCGAAAAGAUGUCCUCACUCAGUAUCCUAUUCUUCGAUGAAAAUAAGAAUGUCGUGCUCAAAGUGUACCCUAACAUGACAGUAGAGUCUUGUGCUUGCAGAUAACCUGGCAAAGAACUUAUCCGAAUGCUUAAUUCAAUCAGUAGUUUAUUUUAUGGACUUUUUUUUUGCACUGCCAAUGCAUUUUGCUCCAAAAGAUUUUUUUCUAUAGACAAAAGAGAAUGAGCAAAUAGACUGAA